AUGAACCACCAGUUCGCCUACAACAAUAAGAAAACCUUUACCAUGUACAAGUGUAAGGUGUCGCCAUCGAGGCGUCUUAAAAACAUCCUAAAGCCGCUUCUGGGACGUGUCUUCAAGACGAAGACCCCACAAACGAAACGCAGCUCAUACAUUGCCUCUGAGGAGAAGGAAGCGGAGUUCGACUGGCUGCAUAACGACAUGGAUAACAUGGCAAAUGAGCAUCUGGAGAACCAGCUUAUCGACGAGAUCCAACAGUGUUCCGCAGAUGAUGCCAUCAUCAUAUAUGGCGAGAACGGAUCUGCGGAGCUGCAGCCCAUGGACCCGGAGGACUACUAUGUGCCUGUGAAUUUUGCACGCACGAAUGCCGGCACCUUCUUCUGGACCUCCCUGCACCCAAAAUCUUUCGAGCCAUACGCCAUAGAAUGGAACUUUCUUGAUCGAUGGGGGCAAGCAUGA
Molecule: messenger RNA, 456 nt
Organism: Scaptodrosophila lebanonensis
Lineage: Eukaryota; Metazoa; Arthropoda; Insecta; Diptera; Drosophilidae
Gene: Ocho
Product: enhancer of split malpha protein
Exons: 1
Coding region: 1-456 (151 amino acids)
Biological process (GO): Notch signaling pathway; sensory organ development
Source: RefSeq, a predicted model, not a curated record